AUGGCGUUUCCACUAGAACAAAUGUACCGCAGAGACCUGCACCCAGUGAAUGAGAUAAAAAUACAAAAUGGUAUUUUUAGUACUGGACAAACUGUCGCUCAAAUAUGGGAUAUGAACGUUUUGGGAUUCCAAGACGAAAUAUUAGACCAUGAUACCCUCAAGUCACGACUUGCUAAACUGGAAAGUUUCUGGAAUACACCCGAUAAGACAAAGGAAUCAUUCGGUGGAUGCCGCAAAUUUAUUCUUGUAACCACCAUUGGAGAUCCUACCACUGCGUGGCGGGCUCUACAACUUCGUAUGGAUGCUCUAGGUUGCAUUGUUGAUAUGGCCAAAUUUAAUCAAGCCCAGUCUCAGAGGCUCUUUACAACAUGGCUACCGUCUAUAUCGACCUACAUUCAAUAUGACGACGACGACACGACCCCUACGCAUCUAAAUAUCGUCUUCCGGUGCCCAAAGAAUAGCAACUCACUCAUCUGUUCUAUGAGGAUACACCUUGCAUCCCUUGACUGCUUUGUCUUCAUGAGCGCAGUCUACGCGAAUGAUGCAAAAGACAUCCGAUCGCGAUGCAUAGCCAACAUUGAUCUGUUGCGAGUCCAUCCUCUUUACUUCCUAUCAAUCGUCUACGAGAACCGCUACGAGCGAUGGACCAACUGGAUCGCCAAGAUAUGGAAUGAAGUAGCCCUGAUAGAGACAGUGACAAAUAUGACGCAUCCAGAUUGGAGAGCAGGUUCAGUUCAGUCACACGAAGUGCGGUCCCUGUCGACCGUCGAGAGUUUUCUUCAUCAGCUGCACGCUACUAACCUUGAGUUAUGCCAUAGCAGAACUGUUAUGUCAUAUGCAUUUAGAUUCGGAAACCGUUGCUUGGAGAUUAUAAAUGAGAUGGAUGAAAUGCGGAGAGGUCUAGGGAUGACGUCUCUAUCCCCACGUCAAAGUUCGGAAAUGAAAGAUAAUUUGGAGGCAAUUUUAGAGCGGCUGACUUCGUUGUCAGAUCGUAUAUCGGAAUUGAAGCAAAGACUGUCUAGCCAGAUCACUGCGUCAUCUAGUUUGAUAGCUCAGAAAGAUAGCAGGGUCAAUCUAGCUAUUGCCGGACUACAAGCCAAUGAUAGUAGAACCCUCAAAGGUAUCGCAAUACUGACACUGCUAUUUCUGCCUUCGACGUUAGUCGCUUCUAAUCGAGGGCAGACUCUGUGGACCACAAACCUGUUUAAGUUUCAAGGCGCUACUAAUUGGAAAGUUUAUAUCAGCAUAACGGCUGUUCUCACAUUCCUGGUCAUCUCAUGCUCCUGGUUCUACACUCGACUCUUUCAACGACGAGAUAAUGACCGCUGGGCAAGGUUUGCGGCAUAUGAUCUUGGCUUUAAUGCAAACAGUAAACCUAUGUAG
Molecule: messenger RNA, 1383 nt
Organism: Fusarium graminearum PH-1
Lineage: Eukaryota; Fungi; Ascomycota; Sordariomycetes; Hypocreales; Nectriaceae
Exons: 6
Coding region: 1-1383 (460 amino acids)
Source: RefSeq, a predicted model, not a curated record